UACAAAGAGUAAACAAUGUGCAAAGCAAAAAAAGGAUACAGUGGGAGCUAACUGUGGAUGCUCUUGGAUUUAACAGCCGGUGCCUGUAAAAACAACAAAGAUUCAGUCAAACUUAUGGCGUGAAGGGCCUGUUCUUGGCCUUCGUCACUCACAGCUAAUGGAUGUCUUUACCCAGUAUGCCUACAAUGACAGCUUCUACGAGAACGGAACAUGGAGCUUCAACGAGACAGAGCGCGAGCAGAAGCACCCGUACAACUACUACGCCAUGCUGCUCACUCUGCUCAUCUUUGUCAUCGUCUUCGGCAACGUGCUGGUGUGCAUGGCUGUGUCCAGGGAGAAGGCUCUGCAGACCACCACCAACUACCUGAUUGUCAGCCUGGCUGUCGCUGACCUUCUGGUGGCCACGCUGGUGAUGCCCUGGGUCGUCUACUUGGAGGUAGUGGGAGAGUGGCGCUUUAGCAAGAUCCACUGUGACAUCUUUGUCACUCUGGAUGUGAUGAUGUGUACAGCCAGCAUCCUCAAUCUCUGUGCCAUCAGCAUUGAUCGUUACACAGCAGUUGCAAUGCCAAUGCUGUACAACACUCGCUACAGUUCCAGGAGACGGGUCACAGUAAUGAUCUCCGUGGUGUGGGUACUGUCUUUCGCCAUAUCGUGUCCUCUGUUGUUUGGCCUGAAUAACACAGCUACUCGUGAUGAGUCCCUCUGUGUCAUCGCCAAUCCAGCCUUUGUGGUUUACUCCUCCAUUGUGUCCUUCUAUGUUCCCUUCAUCAUCACUCUGCUGGUUUAUGUGCAAAUUUAUGUGGUCCUGAGGAAACGCAGAAAACGUGUAAACACAAAGCCGAAGCAGCGAGUCUGUCAGGCUGCCGACCCUGACGUGGCCACUUCGCUUAAGGAUAAGUGCACUCAUCCAGAGGAUGUGAGGUUGUGCACAAUGAUUGUUAAAUCUAAUGGGAGUUUUCCUGUCAACAAGAAGAAAGUGAUAUUCAUCAAAGAUGUGGUCACUGAGGGGGAAGAUCUGGAGCUGGAUGAGCUGAACAACAGCGGCGGCAGCCAGAAACAGAAGCAGCAGACACAGUGCGCUCUAGGAGACACUCCGGCCACCAGCAAUCAGCAACUGAUGCCAAGCAAGGCCAAUGCUAGCCCCACCUCCACACCUCCCACACCCCCCGAGGAAGGCCAGAAAACAGAAAAGAACGGAGAUCCUGCCAAGGAGGCCCUGGGGGAUCCAGCACCUAUUGUAGCAAAAGCCUUCCAGACGCAAGCCUUACCCAAUGGCAAGACUCAGACUUCUGUGAAAACCAUGAGCAAGAGGAAGAUCUCCCAGCAGAAGGAGAAGAAGGCUACUCAGAUGUUAGCCAUUGUCCUUGGUGUAUUCAUCAUUUGCUGGCUGCCGUUUUUCAUCACACAUAUCCUGAACACCCACUGCACCAAAUGCAAGGUUCCCGCUGAGAUGUAUAAUGCUUUCACUUGGCUGGGCUACGUGAAUAGUGCUGUAAAUCCCAUCAUAUACACCACCUUCAAUGUUGAGUUCAGAAAAGCAUUCAUUAAAAUCUUGCACUGCUAAGCUGCGACAUCACUUAUCUGAUCAGACUAAGGGAGGAGUGAUGAAUAAAAGCAUCUCUUCGGGCAAAUACCUCAUCCUGUUAAGGGAAACGCACCACGUUGGGGAAACUGCGAUCUGCUUUUCAAAGGUACUGAGUUAAGUGACUGAAAAAAUGACAGUGUCUUACGGAAAGGCAUGUUGGCUCUAUAUGUGAAUUGUUUGUGGAGUCCUGUUCUCCAAAUCACUGAAUGUAAAACAAGAAAUGUCUGUAACAAUGACCUGUUUCAUGGGGGGGAAAAAAAGUAACAUUGUUCUCUAAAAUCAUUGUGCUUGUCAUGUGAGGAGCCAUCUGUGUAUACCACACACAUUCAAGUUGCAAAUUGCUAUUUAUUGUGUGUGUACUUUAUGUUUUGAUGAUGGAAGUUUUCUGCGAAUCUUAAAGAUAUCGAGUCAGUGUUCAUUGCAGUGUUAAAAUUGAUGCGUCAACUCUUGAAAUCUAUCACUGAUUGGAAUGUGUGUUAAAGGCAAGAGAGGAUUUUUGCAAUUUUAUAAAUUGAAGAAUCUACUACAGCUACUAGUACUACUAUUAUUAUCAUUAAUAUUAUUAUUUGCUGUAUUGUACAUAGUUUUUUUCUUAACAAAUUAACUGUGAAUAUAUUGCCUGCGAUGGAAAUGUGAUGCAUGCUACACUGCUCCUCUACUUGACUUUUCAUGAAAUGUAUGUUUAACAAAAAAUUGCAAAAGAUCUCCAAUAAAUGAAGUUAAGAUACA
Molecule: messenger RNA, 2314 nt
Organism: Stegastes partitus (bicolor damselfish)
Lineage: Eukaryota; Metazoa; Chordata; Actinopteri; Pomacentridae
Gene: drd2a
Product: dopamine receptor D2a
Exons: 8
Coding region: 158-1564 (468 amino acids)
Biological process (GO): negative regulation of cytosolic calcium ion concentration; negative regulation of synaptic transmission, glutamatergic; regulation of dopamine secretion
Cellular component (GO): glutamatergic synapse; plasma membrane; presynaptic membrane
Molecular function (GO): dopamine neurotransmitter receptor activity, coupled via Gi/Go; G protein-coupled receptor activity
Source: RefSeq, a predicted model, not a curated record